AUGCUCUCUUCCGAUAGCAAAACGCAGCAAGUCGAAGUAAAAUACACUGAAAUUUUUAUUAAUAAUGAAUGGCACAAAGCAACAAAAGGUAAAACGUUUCAAGUGAUCAAUCCAAGCACCUGCGAAGUGAUUGCUGAUGUUGAAGAAGGCACUCGGGAAGAUGUAGAAAAGGCCGUAGAAGCUGCUCGCAAAGCUUUUCAAAGCAAUUCACCAUGGCGUACGAUGGAACCUGCUGCACGUGGAGAUCUGAUGCGCAAAUUCGCCAAUCUACUUCGACGUGACAUCGAUUAUCUAUCGAAAUUAGAAACACUUAACAAUGGAAAGCCAGUUCAUGAUAGUAUUGGAGAUAUAACACUUUCCGCAAAUUGUAUCGAUUAUUAUGCGGGUUGGGUUGAUAAAAUUACUGGUGAAACAAUUCCAGCAGGUCAUAACGAAUUUCUUUAUACUCGACAUGAACCAGUCGGUAUUUGUGGACAAAUUAUUCCAUGGAAUUUCCCGAUUCUUAUGUUGGCAUGGAAAUUAGGACCAGCACUUGCUUGUGGUAAUGUUGUGAUUUUGAAACCAGCUGAACAAACACCAUUGACAGCUCUUUAUUGCGCUGCUUUGAUCAAAGAGGCUGGAUUUCCACCUGGUGUUGUUAAUGUUGUACCAGGUGAUGGACCAGAAUGUGGAAAUGCCAUUGUUGUUCAUCCACAUGUCGAUAAGUUGGCUUUUACCGGCUCCAGUGAAGUUGGUAAAAUUGUUCAUAAAACUUCCACUGCAACAAAUUUGAAACGAGUUUCUCUCGAACUUGGUGGAAAAUCGCCCUUGAUCAUCUGCGAAGAUGCCGAUCUCGACCAAGCUGCUCAGGUUGCUCACAAAGCUCUUUAUUUCAAUGCUGCUCAGUGUUGUUGCGCUGGCUCACGAACAUUUGUUCAUUCAAAAAUCUAUGAUCAAUUCGUCGCGAAAUGCAUUGAAUAUGCCAAUAAACGCAUUGUUGGUGAUCCAUAUGACAAAAACACCGAACAAGGACCACAAAUUAGUGAAGAGCAGUUCAAUAAAAUUCUCAAUUACAUCGAAUCGGGCAAACAGGAAGGUGCAAAACUUCAAUGUGGUGGCAAACGAGCAUGUGACAAUGGUUAUUUUAUCCAACCGACGGUAUUUAGUGAUGUGAAAGACAAUAUGAAAAUCGCUCGAGAAGAGAUCUUCGGUCCAGUGAUGUCUUUGUUUAAGUUCGACUCAUAUGAAGAAGUUAUCGAACGAGCAAAUUCAUCAGAUUUUGGUUUAGCUGCUGGUGUUGUGACAAAAGAUUUAACACGAGCUUUGACACUUAUUAAAGAAUUACGCGCGGGAACUGUGUGGGUUAACGACUACAAUUCGUUUUGGAAUCAGGCACCUUUUGGUGGCUUCAAAGAAUCAGGCCAUGGAAGGGAAUUAGGAAAAUAUGGUCUCGAAAGUUAUUAUGAAGUCAAAACCGUGGGCAUCAAAUUAAUUUAA
Messenger RNA from Adineta ricciae, 1476 nucleotides. The record is from the annotation of a GenBank genome assembly. NCBI's taxonomy places the organism in Eukaryota, Metazoa, Rotifera, Eurotatoria, Adinetida, Adinetidae.